Messenger RNA from Cornus florida, 2564 nucleotides. RefSeq names its product beta-xylosidase/alpha-L-arabinofuranosidase 2-like. Gene Ontology annotation, biological process: arabinan catabolic process; xylan catabolic process. The transcript is spliced from 7 exons. The record is from RefSeq and is a predicted model, not a curated record. The coding region runs from base 11 to 2290 and encodes 759 amino acids. Lineage: Eukaryota; Viridiplantae; Streptophyta; Magnoliopsida; Cornales; Cornaceae. Gene Ontology annotation, molecular function: xylan 1,4-beta-xylosidase activity; alpha-L-arabinofuranosidase activity. Gene Ontology annotation, cellular component: plant-type cell wall.
GGUCACAACCAUGUCUUUUGCACAUAUAAUAUUUUUCACUUUUAUAUUCUUGAGCUCAACCGCGGCUUUUGCACAGAAACCACCACCUAAUUUUGCCUGUGACAUCGAUGCCAAUCCCGCGCUGGCUCAAUUCGCAUUCUGUGACAAGAAGAAGCCGAUUGGCGAGAGAGUGGCAGACUUGGUGAAGAGGAUGACAUUGCAGGAGAAAAUUGCGAACCUGGUGAACAAAGCAGGGGAAGUGAGUAGGCUUGGAGUUCCGGCCUACGAGUGGUGGUCCGAGGCCUUACAUGGAGUCUCUAACGUUGGUCCCGGGACACGAUUCGCUCCUCCUGUUCCUGGAGCUACUAGUUUCCCUAUGCCCAUCACCACUGGCGCUACUUUCAACGUUUCGCUGUUUGAAAUCAUUGGAAGAGUGGUUUCCACUGAAGCCAGAGCAAUGCACAAUGUUGGUUUAGCUGGAUUGACCUACUGGUCCCCAAACAUCAACAUAUUCAGGGACCCCAGAUGGGGAAGAGGCCAGGAAACUCCGGGGGAGGAUCCAUUGCUGACAAGCAAAUUCGCGGCAGCUUAUGUUACCGGUCUACAACGCCCUGAUCAGUUAGGUAAUCCGGAGAGGCUUAAGAUCGCGGCUUGCUGUAAACAUUAUACAGCAUAUGAUGUAGAUAAUUGGAAAGAGUUUGAUCGAUACCAUUUCAAUGCUGUGGUAUCAAAGCAAGAUUUGGAAGAGACGUUUCAACCCCCAUUCAGGAGCUGUGUUCUUGAUGGACAUGUUGCCAGUGUCAUGUGUUCCUACAACCAAGUUAAUGGCAUACCAACCUGUGCUGACCCAAACCUCCUGGCAGGAACAAUCCGAGGCCAGUGGAAAUUAAAUGGAUACAUAUCUUCAGAUUGUGAUUCACUGGAUGUGUUUUUCAAAAGCCAAAACUACACUAAAACACCAGAGGAGGCUGCAGCCAUGGCCCUAAACGCAGGGUUGGAUCUAAAUUGUGGAGACUUCCUAGGCAAACACACUGAAGGUGCAGUGAAAUCUGGAUUACUAAAGGAGGCAGUGGUUGAUAGGUCUGUCUCAAACAAUUUUGCAACAUUGAUGCGGCUUGGGUUCUUCGAUGGCAACCCCACGAAGGGUGAAUAUGGGAAGCUAGGCCCCCAGGACGUGUGCACCCCAGCGAACCAGGAGCUGGCUCGUGAAACGGCUAGGCAAGGAAUUGUGUUGCUCAAGAACACUCCCGGAUCACUUCCUCUAAAUCCUACUGCUAUCAAGUCCUUGGCAGUAAUUGGGCCCAAUGCCAAUGCCACACUAGCCAUGAUCGGCAACUAUGCAGGCAUUCCUUGCUCUUAUACGAGUCCUCUGCAAGGUCUCUCAGCUUCGGUUAAAACCACCUACGUUCCUGGCUGUGACAUAGCAUGUGCAGGCAGACCACAACUCGUGGAAGCUAAGAAAGCAGCAGCUGAAGCAGACGCUACUGUUCUGGUAGUGGGAGCCGAUCUAUCCAUUGAAGCAGAGGCCAGAGACAGGGAAAGUAUUAAUCUUCCGGGAAGGCAACCUCAAUUGGUUUUCGAAACUGCAAAUGCAGCCAAGGGACCUGUCAUUCUUGUUGUGAUGUCUGGAGGGAGCAUGGAUAUUCAAUUUUGUAAAGAUAAUAAAAAAGUAACAAGCAUCCUCUGGGUUGGUUACCCUGGUCAACAUGGUGGUGCAGCCAUUGCAGAUGUGAUCUUCGGCCGGUACAAUCCAAGUGGAAGGCUACCCACGACAUGGUAUCCACACACAUACGCAGAGCAGUACCCCAUGACAAACAUGAACAUGAGAGCAGACAAGGCCUCGGGAUUCCCUGGCCGGACCUACAAGUUCUACACCGGUCCAACCAUCUACUCGUUUGGGGACGGUCUAAGCUACUCUCCUUUCGUCUACCACGUAUAUUCAGCAUCAAAGGUAAUCGAACUGCACUCAGGCCAAAAGGGCAAUGUUAAGUGCAUUGAAGCUGUUGGAAAGGUCUGUGAGAAGUCGAUUAUCGACGUCCAUUUGGGGGUGAAGAACAUGGGGCAAAUGGCCGGAAGCCAUACGGUUUUGCUGUUUUCGACACCCCCUCCAAUGCACAAUCCGCCACAGAAGAUGUUGGUGGCCUUUGAGAAGGUGUUUUUGAAGCCACAAGAAGAGGCUAUAGUGAGGUUGUUUCCAACUAUGUGCAAGGAAAUGAGUGUGGUUGAUGAGCAAGGCAACAGAAAAAUAAACUUGGGACAAUAUCAACUUCAAGUGGGAACAGAAAAAAUUACCUUGGAAGUGAGGCCCUGAAAUGGGAUUCUCAAGUGCCAUGGCUAUUCUUUUUCUUCUUCUAUUUCUUGGAAGAAAUUGAAAAAAAAUAUAUAAAGAAAUCCCAAGUAAAAUCGGAUUUUUUCUUUUUCAUUUUUCAUUUUUUUUUGGGAAGGCUAGAGGCAUAUAAAGUGGAAAUUGAGCCACAAAUAAUUGAGAGAGAGUUGUUAACAAUUUUUGUGAACCUCUUCAAACAUUUUCUUGUAGAUAAUCAAAUUUUGAAAUGGGAAUGAAAGUUAUUUCCUUUUAUUUUCAA